CAAAAAAAUUAGUUAUUCCGAAAAAGGUUAGCUGAGCCCGAGCCCAAUCCCAAGCCCAGUUAAGUUAUACCAGAAAAGGGGAAAGAAAAGAGAAAAUUUGACGUCUGAUAUAAUUAUUCAGUUCUACAGGAAGGCCGAGAAGGCGAAAACCCAGCCAUAGGAGCGAAAUGGGCGAAUCUAUGCCCAGAUGACCACACUGCGCAAUUGUGGCACUAUACAACUGCCGCGCCAAGCAUUUCCUCCGCGUCACUCCAUUACCCUUCUUCGGCACUUGGCACUCCCCGUCGCCGGAAGCUUCACGCCACGUCUGGUAUCUGUUCGCCGCCGAUCGGGUCGCCGACCGAUUCUCUUCGUCGAAACGGACGUGCCGGAGUCGGUAUCCAUGACGGACUCCAAUUCCAUUCCCAGCUCUGCUCAUCCGGCUUAUACGGAGAUCGUCGUCGUUCGUCACGGCGAGACGGAGUGGAAUGCUGAUAAAAGGAUUCAGUCUGUUUCAAUUGUGUCCCCUCGGCCUUGUUGUCUUAUGGGGGGACCUAAUGGAGUCUUACUCUUGCACACACUACAGGGACAUGUCGAUGUUGACCUGAAUGAAGUUGGGAGACAACAAGCUGCUUUGGUGGCUGAUCGACUAUCCAGAGAGUGUAAGGUUUCUGCGGUAUAUUCAUCCGACUUGAAACGAGCUUUUGACACGGCGCAAGCAAUUGCUGAUAGAUGCGGUGGUAUUGAGGUCAUCAAGGAACCAGGGCUACGAGAAAGGCAUUUAGGGGAUCUACAAGGCCUUUCGUUAAGUGAAGCUGCCAAAGCUUCUCCGGAAGCAUAUGAGGCAUUUUUAUCCCACAAAACCAGCCAAGAAAUCCCUGUAUGCCUCAUGUCCAUUACUAUGUUCAGAGGCGGUGGUGAAAGUCUUGAUAAACUAUAUGAGCGUUCCACAUCUUCAUUUCAAAGAAUUGCAGCAAAGCACAGAGGUGAGCGAGUGGUUGUGGUGAGUCACGGAGGCACCAUCAGAUCGCUACACAAGCGAGCUUGCCCUAGCGGGAGGCCUGCAAAGAUACUCAAUACUUCUGUCCACAUCUUUCACAUAUCCGAUGGAGACGAGUGGACCAUAAAAUCUUGGGGUGAUGUUAGCCAUCUCAACCUAAAGGGAUUCCUGGAGUCCGGUUUUGGUGGCGACAGGACCUCUGGUUAGCUGUACUUGGAACCAACCCUCCUCCUAGCAAGGAAGUAACUUGUCACAAACGGAGUCCUGUUGUUUUCUUUGCUUCAUACUACAAUGGACAGCAACCCUCUGAUGUAAUGAAAGAGAUUUUACAGUUGUACCGAGACUUACUGUUGUUUCAUGGAUUAUAGCUGGCUGGUAUCUGCAAUUGCAAGUAAUCCACUUUUUUAAGCUGU
This is a messenger RNA of Linum tenue, 1392 nucleotides long. Lineage: Eukaryota; Viridiplantae; Streptophyta; Magnoliopsida; Malpighiales; Linaceae. The record is from the annotation of a GenBank genome assembly.